AUGAAGCUCAGUGCUACCGUCGGCAUGGAGCCAAGAAGAAGAAAUUUGAAGUCUACAACGCCGUUUACGCUGACCAUCGCAAUCAAAACCUUCGACUCCAAUACGGGUACGCUCAACAUCAGACACGCUUUACAAGGUCGAAGUGGAAAGGAUUUGUAUGGAGAUGCUAUGGCAGUCAGCUGCGCCCUCGUGCUGUUCUCGACGAUAACCGAACGCUUGGACAACGAUCUUCUAAACUUCGAGCUUCCCAAAUUAUCCACUUUUGCCAGGGCCGUGGAUAUUCCAGCAUUCGCUGCCCAAGAAGCUGAUUCCAAAGAUGAGACGUCACUAACUCUUGAUACUGAGCCUAAGGAUGCCGGUGAUUCCAUCACUCCGCUGCCGUCGCGCAUUCACCGUUAUUCGCAAGGUUCCACCAACCACCAUGGACCCGGAAAAAGCAAUAUAGUUAGAAACUCAAGGGGAGGGGGAAGUUGGAGAGUGAUGUAUUUAUGUGUAUUUUAUUCUGUAUUACUAUCUUUUGUUGUAAUUCGAUCCCUUCGAUCGUUAGUUUCGAGCUCUGUUCCCCAUGAGUUUUUCCCGCUUAUUCUUACGGAAUCUUUUCGGUUGCUCAGCACCGAGUACGUUCUUGUGUAG
Molecule: messenger RNA, 633 nt
Organism: Cylicostephanus goldi
Lineage: Eukaryota; Metazoa; Nematoda; Chromadorea; Rhabditida; Strongylidae
Source: the annotation of a GenBank genome assembly